Puntigrus tetrazona (Sumatra barb) is the source of this 5202-nucleotide messenger RNA. RefSeq names its product adhesion G protein-coupled receptor E3-like. NCBI's taxonomy places the organism in Eukaryota, Metazoa, Chordata, Actinopteri, Cypriniformes, Cyprinidae. The record is from RefSeq and is a predicted model, not a curated record. The coding region runs from base 281 to 3430 and encodes 1049 amino acids. Gene Ontology annotation, biological process: adenylate cyclase-activating G protein-coupled receptor signaling pathway; cell surface receptor signaling pathway. Gene Ontology annotation, molecular function: G protein-coupled receptor activity. The transcript is spliced from 44 exons. Gene Ontology annotation, cellular component: membrane.
GAAGCAUUUUAAAAAUACUCUACAAAGGAACUGGACCUGUGAGCUAUUGUUAUAUAUACAUUUGUAUAUUAAUUUGAAUUUGUUCACACAUUUCCUUAUUACGACAACGAACAAAUAACAUCUGUGAAUAUGUGAGUAUCCAAAACACAUUCAGUUAAUCAGUAUCAUCAUUGUCCUCGGAGGUCGUUGUGUGUCAGCUCCACAGCUAAGAUCAGCAAUCAAGAAAGCUCAUCAUCUGAACCGGCUUUUGGACAUAGAGAAAUAUAUCAGACUGCCAACAAUGACAAUGGUUUCCUCUCUUCAUGAAAGUUUUAUAAGAGCACUGACGAUCAUCUCUGUUAUUCUGUCUGUUAAUAACAUCACCAGCCGUAACACAUUCGCAAUGAGCUCAGACGUUAUUAACACCACCAACCCUGAAACAACACUCACACCAGAGAUGAGCUCAGCUGACGUUCCCGGCAUUAACAACAGCAUUAACGCCAGCUCUACAACCGACACACCAGUGAACAUCUCAAGCGUAACUUUGGAUUUGAAUAACUCCACAACAUUUACUAGCUCCUCUUCGUCAGAACCAGUCACUUCUGCUUCUACAUCUACAGUUUCUUCGCAGCCAGUCACUUCUCCCGCAACUAUUGGUUGUACUUUCAUAGUUUCUUCACACACGGUCACUUCCAAAACGUCUACCAUUCACGAAACUACAGCUCCUUCAGACACGGUCACUUCCACAACAUCUACUGGUCCCACUACCACAGUUCUUUCACAACCAGUCACUUCCACAACAUCUACUAGUUCUGCUUCCACGGUUUCUUCAGACAUGGUCACUUCCACAACAUCUACCAGUGCCACUACUACAGUUCUUUCACAACCAGUCACUUCCACAACAUCUACUAGUUCUACUUCCACAGUCUCUUUUCAGCUAGUCACUUCUACAACAUAUGAUUGUUCUUCUUCAGUUUCAGAUUCUUUAUACGUUGUCGACUCCCCCAUAUCCAUAAAUCCCACUACUACAGUUCUUUCACAACCAGUCACUUCCACAACAUCUACUAGUUCUUCUUCCACAGUUUCUUCAAAGCCAGCCACUUCCACAACAUCUGGUAGUUAUUCUUCUACAGUCUCUUCACAGCCAGUCACUUCCACAACAUCUACUAAUUCUACUUCUACAGCUUCUUUACACAUGGUCCAUUCCACAACAUCUACCAGUCUGAAUACUACAGUUCUUUUACAAGCGGUCACUUCCACAACAUCUUCUAGUUCUACUUCUGCAGUCCUUUUACAGACGAUCACUUCCACAACAUCUAAUAGUUCUACUUCUACAGUCUCUUUACAGCCAGUCACUUCCACAACAUCUUCUACUUCUACUUCCACAGCUCCUUCAGACACGGUCACUUCCACAACAUCUACUGGUCCCACUACCACAGUUCUUUUACAACCGGUCACUUCCACAGCAUAUACUAGUUCCACUUCUACAGUUUCUUCACAGCCUGUAACUUCCACAGCAUAUAUUAGUUCAACUCCUACAGAUGUUGAUUCAACUUUUUCACACACUGUCACUUCCACAACAUCUACCAGUGCCACUACUACAGUUCUUUCACAACCAGUCACUUCCACAACAUCUUCUACUUCUGCUUCCACGGUUGUUUUACAACCAGCUACUUCCACAACAUCUUCUACUUCUACUUCCACAGUUUCUUCAGACAUGGUCACUUCCACAACAUCUACUGGUCCCACUACCACAGUUCUUUCACAACCAGUCACUUCUGCAACAUCUACUAGUUCUACUUCCACAGUUCUUUUACAACCAGCUACUUCCACAACAUCUUCUACUUCUACUUCCACAGGGCUGACUCUCACACCACUAGAACUGUACAAGACCACAGGACGGUGUGUAGAUCUUCUCGACAGUAUAGAAAACAUGGCAGCAGAAGUGCUUCCAUUGACCAAUGUAACCAGCAUUUUGAAUGCGGUCCUCAAUGCUUCAGAGAUGUUUCUAGAUUCAUCGUCAACUGACCCAAAUAAACUGGUGUCAACUGGAAACCGUUUGUUAAAAGCCAGCGAGAAACUUGUGUCAAUGCUGGUAAAACCAACAAACACAAUGGACAAUGUCAGUUUUACUCUUGACUCUUUGGAGGUAGAAGUCUUCAUGGUUGGACCAAAUGUCACCUUAGAGAAAAUCCCCCUACUUGAUACAACAAAUGCUUCUGUAAACAUCGAUCUAAUUGGGAUCGCCAAGAACAACAAUGAAACAAGAUCAGCUGCUGUGGCUUUCAUGAGCUACACUAUGAUGGAGAAUCUUCUGAAGCCAGACUUCUUCAACACAUCAAAUGACAAGAUUAAAACCAUGCUGUCUACUGUGAUCUCAGCUACUCUUCCCAAAACCACCAACACUAAACUCACUGAACCAGUCAACUUCACCCUAAAACACAUCAGAGAGUUUGAUCCCAGUGGUUCUCUGUCCUGUGUGUACUGGAAUAUCAGCGAGUGGAUUGUAGAUGGUUGUUCUGUUUUAGAGACCAACAGCAGCUUCACUGUGUGUUCCUGUGUUCAUCUCUCCACAUUCGCCCUCAUCAUGCAAACCAGCCGUCCACCAGAGAGAGACUCACUGAUGGAGCUGUUGAAUAUGGUGUGUGUGAUCGUGGGGCUGGUGUUCUUCAGUCUGGCUCUGUUGACCUUUGCCCUUUGUCAGUGGAGUCCUGGAGUGAAUAAUGUGGCUCGGAUCAACAUCUGCAUCAGUCUUCUGCUGGCUCACCUUCUGCUUCUGCUCACACAGCAGUUCCUGAAGCUCAUACGACCUCAGCAGGUGUUGUGUGCCGUGAUCGCAGGCCUUCUGCACUUCCUCUUUCUCUCCGCCUUUGUGUGGAUGUUCAUUGAAGCCGUGCUGCUCUUCAUCCGUGUGAAGAACCUAUCACAGAUCAGCUCAAUUAAUAAGGAGGUGCUUAGCAGCGGAUUCUUAUGUGUGAUUGGAUAUGUGGUUGCUCUGUCUGUGGUUACCGUGUCUGGUGUGGUGGAUCCUAAAGACUACGGAAAUGAAGAGUGCUGGAUUGAAAGAAAUGCCAUCAUCUCAAAAUUUCUAGGACCUCUUUGCAUGAUAUUAAUGUCGAACACGAUUCUCUUCAUCAAAAUCCUCAUCAAUUUAUAUUCAACUCUCAAAAAUCUCAACGCUGAAGUUUCACAGAUGAAACAAACCAAGAUUAUGGUGUUUAAAACUCUGGCUCAGUUUGUGGUUCUUGGUUGCUCCUGGAUUCUGGGUUUCUUCACUAAUGGCAGUAAGGUGCUGGAGAUCCUCUUCUUGAUCUUGAACUCUCAGCAGGGAACCUUCAUCUUCCUGAUCUACUGUGUCCUCAAUAAGGAGGUCAGACAGCAGUACAGGAAGUUCUUCAGAUCUCUUUGGUGUGUCAAACAACAGGACUACAACAUCAUGAUCAGAAAGUAAAAAAAAAAAAAAAAAGUACUGCUAAAAUGCUAAUAAAAUGCAGGUUCUGUUUAUAAUAAAAUACACAGCAGAAUCAAUUAUUUGUGUGAACAUUUUAUGAAAUAAAAAUAAUAAUAAUUGUUUACGAACAUCUUACAAAUCAUAGAAAAGUACACUUUGUUUACUUAAUAUGCAAGCAUUGUUUACUUUAAAUACAUUUACUAUAACACAUUGAAUAAAUGCUUAGAAAAUAAAAAGUGCUUCAUGCUUGUACUGUGAAAUUAAAUAAUAUAUAUAUAUAUAUAUAUAACAGCAGGUGUCCAUCACUGUACUUCCUGUGAUACUGUACUAACUCAAGCCACCAACCUGAUCACGGUUUCUUUUGGCUUGGUUAGCUGCUAUAAUUCAGCCCUAGCAGUCAAACACUGUCUAACGGGUCAAGAGCCGAACUACAGCAAACACUGACUACCAUAAUGGAAAUAAUAAUUAUUAUUAUUUUCAUCAAUUGUACUUAAAGGUUAUUGUAAUGAAAGCACACUUUAAAGUAAACCUUUAUAUAGUAGAAAGUGGGCCAGUUUAGUCCACUUUGACUUUUAAAGUAUACUUCUUUUUGGUAAGGGGAGGAGCACAUAAUCACAUGUGGAUGUGGAUAUAUUAUCACUGAAUAAUUGAUAUCAGAUUUUACAUAUCUUAAUAUCGACUUUGUGUACUUUGAUAUGCAUGACUGGUUACUAGUUAGAGUAACAGAGAGAUAUUUCAAAUAUUAAUUUCACAACAGUAAGCCCUGUAAAUUUACAGUAAAGUUACCGUAUUCAGUGAUGUGACGUUUUAACAUCUCAAGAUCAUCACACUGUUCUCUCCCACACUUUUUGCGAGACGAUUUGGCUCAGUUCUUUUUAUUUUAUUAAUUUUAUUGAAACAUUUUUAUUUAAAUUUUCGUAAACGUCUAACGUCUGAACUUUGUAGACACGCAGCAUUCUAUAGAUUUUUUUGGGCCUCUUUUUUUAAGUACUGGUAAAUGAUUAAUAGUUAAUAUUUGAUCAAAUAAUAUUAAAAAUUCUUCUGCUCCUGGUGGAUUUGCAUCUUUGGUGCAAAAUGUAAAGUAGGGGGCAGAUCUGUGUUUAUCUUGUUACAGCAGAAUGGAAAUAAAAUGAUAAGGUGUUUCUCCAAUCCAAGGUGUAGAUCUACUGCGUCCAAAGGUUUUAAGAUUAUUCAUGCUGUUGAAAAAAGAAAUAGUUUCCCUCUUUUUAUGAAGAUCGUCUUUUUAUCGCCUUUACCAGAUGGAUGUGGAGGUGUUGUAAAGCAAAUAAGCCAAGUCGGCCUUUGUAUUCUUGUUGGUUUCAUAUAAAAAUCAACUUGGCAUGUGUUCGCUUAUUUUGUAUGAAUUUGAAUACGAAUUUUAAUGUGCACAGAAAGAGAUUACACAGUUAGUUUCCUAGGGCAGAUGACGUCGUAUUAAUAUACAGAUGCCAUAUACAUUUGUGACACCAACAUUUACACACAGUCGAGAAAAACCUUCACCAGGUAAGACUCUUAGAAUACUGCUUCUAAUACACGUAAAUAAAAGCCCAAUUAUUAGUUGUUUGUGGCAUUAUUUUUAUCUGUGGUAUUAAUAUUCUUUGCUAUUAUGAUGAACUAUCAAAAUAAUUAUAAUGUAUCGCACUGAAUUGAUUUUUAUAUUAGGUUAUAUACUUAAUAUCAAGUAUUUCUAUAAGCUUUGUCCCGUCUGAAAUCAGCUGCUGAGUAAUAAACAUAUGGUAGGACUUUUACUCUUUCCAACUUUUGCCUUUAAA